Miniopterus natalensis is the source of this 3062-nucleotide messenger RNA. Lineage: Eukaryota; Metazoa; Chordata; Mammalia; Chiroptera; Miniopteridae. The record is from RefSeq and is a predicted model, not a curated record.
AGCCACACUCCCAUACGGUAGAGGUGGUAUGUCUUCAAACUUGCAAGAGAGAAAUUCGGACACAAAGGGAAGACGAAGCUGGAAUGCCUUCUCCAGAAUGGACCAAGAGAAAAAAGCAGACUUUGAAAAUUGGACAUGGAGGGACUCUAGACAGCGCAGCCCGAGGAGUUCUGGUGGUUGGAAUUGGAAGGGGGACAAAAAUGCUGACCAGUAUGUUGUCCGGGUCCAAGAGGUAUAUUGCCAUUGGAGAGCUGGGGAAAGCUACCGACACACUGGAUUCUACAGGGAAAGUAACAGAAGAAAAACCUUACGAUAAAAUAACACAAGAAGAUAUUGAAGGCAUUUUACAGAAAUUUACUGGGAAUAUAAUGCAGGUACCUCCCCUCUACUCCGCUUUAAAGAGAGACGGCCAGAGGCUUUCCACCCUGAUGAAGAAAGGUGAGGCGGUGGAAGCGAAGCCCGCCAGGCCCGUGACCGUGUACAGCCUCUCCCUGCAGAAAUUCCAGCCGCCGUUUUUCACGUUAGAUGUUGAGUGUGGAGGAGGCUUUUAUAUCCGAAGCUUGGUCAGUGACAUUGGCAAAGAGCUCUCUUCCUGUGCCAAUGUACUAGAACUGACCCGAACCAAACAGGGGCCUUUUACGCUGGAAGAGCACGCCCUUCCUGAAGACAAAUGGACCAUUGAUGACAUUGCACAAUCUCUGGAGCAUUGCUCAUCCCUUCUCCCAGCAGGGUUGGCACUUAAAAAACCAAAGCCCGAGGGGCCUCAUGAACACGCUUUGAGCUGCGAAUAUAUGACUCUAAAUGAGACGACGGGAGAAGGUGAUGUGAUUAAGACAUGUUAAGACUGGCGUGGGUCGUCAUUUCGUGGUUGACAUUUGAAUCCUGUGUACACGGUGACAAGCUAUGUGCAAAGGACAAACACGACUCUUCCUUUUUCUUUUCUUUUUUUGGCAUGAAGAAAGAUGUCCAACGUUUACAGUUCCUGUAGUGUACAGUUUAUCUACUAUCCAUUAAAAGUAGCCUUGCAGUUGUUCAGUUCUUGGCUGUACCAUGGAAUGUUCUUCUAGGAUAUUAUUAUGCUGUUAGACUGGAUUCAGGAAAAUCAACUUUCUGAUUUUGAUCUUGCUUCAAAGUCUUUUCCCGUGAAAAAGCUGAGCACACUUUCUAAUCAAAGGAAAAAGACAUGUGAGCUACAUGUUUCUUUGGUGUCACAAAAGUUAGUGAAUUAAUGUUACUUUGACUUUAUUUUGGCGCUCUGGUGGCUCUAUUGUAUUGAAAUUCUUCAACUGUGUUUGAAAAGACCGUUAUUUAACUCCUUUUUUAUGUUUUGGAGAGUUUGCGAUUACUAGCAUUUCUUUGAUAAGGCUGUAUUUAUUUGGUAAUAGCUGUGUUUGUUUAGAUCUCAGACACUACUGAACUUUUAUAAUAAAUAUUUGUAAUUAAACCAAAUUAUUGCUGCUACCACUAAAGGGAUGUAAAUACAAGACUGAAUGUUUAACUUCACCUCUCUUCUACCGUUAGUGCAAAGGACAGCCCAAUGGCUUAUAUUUUGGCAGCUAUGAGAUCUUUUCCUGAUAUUUUGAACACAGUUGACCACUCUGUACCACAUUACUAAAUAACAGUUUUUAAAAAGUAAGCUAAAGAAUGUAUCUUCAAUUAAAAAUUUCUUUAUUCUUUAGUAUUUUAUACCUUUUUAAGGACAUUGUUUUUUUAGUUUGCUUGAUAGCCCCCCUGCAUUUCCAGGUCAUCUCUUCUGCUCUGAGUAUAUAAAUAGUUGUUCUCAAACAUUUUCAUUCAAAUAGCCUACUGAAAGUUUUCUCUCCCUUGUUAAGGUAAUUUUGAAAGCAUAGUCCCAUUACAAACUAGCAGAUUUCCUAUGUAAUGAGUGUUUCAUAUUUUUGUUACGGGAAAGCAACAUAUUAUGCAACCAGUCUGUAGAAAUGGUUCAGUCCUUCUUCAUUUAUUCAGUAAACAUGGUUCCAAAAGGAAAAAUUAUUAAAGUUUUCAUAACAUAAGAGUUUAUUUUUAUUUUUAUGGAUUGCAUUUCUUUUAAGGUGGUUGCCUACUUGCAACCCCUAACUUGAAAAAUUUCUACAUGAACUAUCAUGAAUUUAUUUAUGGUUAACCUAUUAGAAACUCAAUAUAAAAUGUUAUGUGCUUCUGUAGAGCAUUUUCGUCACAUUGGCAACAUAUGUUCAAUGAAAAUAUAAAAAGUAAUUCUUAGUAUGACACAGAAUUACCACUUUACUCAUCCAGAUCCAGUGCCUGUAGGUUGUCAGCCAGAAGCGGCGGCGGCUGCCUGUCUGCCGGGAUGGCGCAGGCUAGGGUACGUGUCCGCACCCUGCCAGCCAAGGUCCCGGUAGAGGAACACGCCUGGGGCACUUCUGCUCUGCGUCUCAACUUAAAAACUGACGUGUAAUUUACUAACGGAGAAGACUUCGGAUUAUUUGAAUAGACAAGUGACUUUAAAUUAACCAGUCUUUUUCUUUUAUAUUGAAAAUGUUGAAGAACAUUUUGCCAAAUGGAAAAACUACCCACGAUCCUCACCAUCACAUCCCAGAGCAGUGACUUCAGAACUUUAGUUUUGUGUUAAUAUCUCCCCUUUUGUUCACAUCAUUACAAUCUUACAACACCCGUCCUUUUUAACGGGCUGUUUUUUCAUUUCAUGUUAUCUGACGCAGUGAGAGUUAUCAUUGUUACUUUAAUCAUGUUCAUUAUUUAGUUUAUUUAAGUUAUUUCCAUAUUACUGAACGCCUAAGUUAUUUUCAGUUAUAUUAGGAUAAAUUCCUGGGAGUGGGAUUUUUAAGCGGAAUAAUACGAUCAGUUUUAUGGUUCUUAAUAUGUUUGCCUUAUUGCUUUCCCAAAGAGAUGUAACAUUUUAGUGUUGCCAUUUCAGUAUUAUCAGUUCACUGAAAGUUUACAGCUUUGGGUGGGGGUUUAAUAACUUGUUGCUAAUUUAAUAAGUAUAAGAGAGACUUUUAAAUUGGUCUAAUUUGCUUUUGUGUGACUUUUCCCUGUACUUUGUUCAUUUAUAUGAAUAAAUGUCUUAUGGGUUCUUUAUA